Lytechinus pictus (painted urchin) is the source of this 2925-nucleotide messenger RNA. RefSeq names its product monocarboxylate transporter 7-like. Gene Ontology annotation, cellular component: membrane. Gene Ontology annotation, molecular function: monocarboxylic acid transmembrane transporter activity. Lineage: Eukaryota; Metazoa; Echinodermata; Echinoidea; Temnopleuroida; Toxopneustidae. The record is from RefSeq and is a predicted model, not a curated record. Bases 108 to 1559 code for a protein of 483 amino acids. The transcript is spliced from 4 exons. Gene Ontology annotation, biological process: transmembrane transport.
UCAAAGAGCGGACAUCAUAAUUGAUGUAUCUGUAAUAGCUCUAUGAUAUUGAUGUAUACUCUUGAAGGAGCGGAGGGCAAGGAGCUGAUUUGAUUGCGAAAAAUAUCAUGGCCACCGCAAACUCCCGCGUUGACUCCUGGGGAUAUGUGAUUGUUUUGAGCAAGUUCGUUAUCCUUUUUAUUGAUACCGGAAUAGAGAAGUCGUUUGGCGUUCUGAUUCCCACCUUAGUUGAGCGCCUGGAGUCCGACUAUGCAACGAUUGGGUUCAUAUGCAGUAUGCAUUCAACGAUGAUGUAUCUUGCUUGUCCUUUUGUAACGCUCGCUCUUCGUAGAGUCAGUCAUCGCCCUGUUGCUAUGUCUGGCGGCCUGUUGUCAGCGUUGUGUUUUAUUGCCUGUGCUUUCUUGAAAACCACAGCUACUGUCGGCAUCUGUCUCGCCCUCUCAGGUGUUGGAAUGGCAAUGACGUACUUGCCUACAGUCCUUGCACUGAAUGAUUACUUUAAAGACAAUUUUGUUUUAUGGAGUACAGUUGCGGCAUAUGGCUACAUAUCAGGGUCAUUGCUGCUCCCUAUCUUAACUGAAAGGUCACUUCCGGCGUACGGAUACCAGGGGGAAUUCAUCAUCUUUGGCGGUGUAGCUCUUCACCUUCUCGUUUGUGGAGCAACGCUUCGGAAGGCGACCGAUAGGUCUGUAAAUGGCACGAGUGAAGGCGGAGGUUGCGAUCAAGAGGAGAAGAGACAUAGGUGUGGUUCCGUAGAACGUCCAUCACUGAACAGGGAGGUUAUGCUUCAUCAACUGGAUGAGAAAGGUGAGGAAGAGGACGUCUCUCUGUUAGAGUGGGUGGACAAGGAACAAGAGAAUGAGAAUUGGAAAGAGACAUUACUAGAGAAAAGGCGUUUGAUUCAACAGGAGACCAACUUUCAAAGAAACCAGAAAACAUUACCGAAUGACUCUCUGGGAAAUUGUGGAAUUCUUACGGAAUGGACCUUUUUUAUAUCACUCGCGACUCUAUUCUUGUUUUCUUACGCAACUUACUCAUGGAUGUUGUUUUUGGUACCCCAUGCUGAACAUCUAGGUAUUUCUCCUUCCAACGCCGUUUACCUCUCUACUUUAGGUGGAUUAGGUGGCAUACUCGGUCGAACUAUCUUGAUCACCCUCAUCAGCAAAGGAGUCAGUGACCUGUCCGUGUACAUCGUGGUAGGUUCAAUCUGCUCGGGGUCUUUCUUCUUGGAUUUCAUCAGUUCUGCUUAUCCUGUCCGCGCUACCCUGGCAUUUAUCCAAGGGUUUUCCUUCUUUAUCGAGGAUUCUGCGUUAACCAGUCUAAGUAAAUCAGCGAUUUUCCAUGAGAAUAAUUUCGACAUGGCCGUGGCGAUUGCCAACUUCACGAGUGGGCUAGGCAUAUCCUGUGCCGGAAUAUUCACAGGUUAUCUGAUUGAUGUUACCGAGUCAUUCACGAAGGUCUUCAUCAUCAUCGGUGCCAUACACGCCAUUGCGGUCAUCAAUCUCAUAAUCGUAUGCUUUCUUAUCAAAAGACGACGGAAGCACUUUCAAACAAAAUAGUGUUUGUGUCAACACUCAACUGUGUGCUUUUAACAUUCCAGUGUGCUUUAACAUUCCAGACGAGCAGACUAGCAAGGCGAAUGUGUGUUAUUGUUCUAUGUUAGCUUUAUAUUUUGAAAUGUGUAAUAUACAGCUAGUGCGUCCCACAAAAAAAAAGAAACCCGUUUUAAAUAGGUCUAUGUUUUUACUAUAAAUUGAUACUCAUCACAAGAGUGGAAUCUCAUAUCGAAUUUGAAACCAACAGCUUAACAAAUCGUCACGCAAGGCAGAUGACAAACAAUGAAUAUUGAGGCUUAUCCCCCCCCCCCCGGGGGUACUUUCAUUGACGAGUGGAUAUCAUGCGCGACCAUGGAGUCUCAAAAGGCACCCUAAACAUGCUAAAGUAUUUUCCAUAUUCUGAAAAUGCACCCCUUUAGUACUGUCAUGUAACACCCUACCCUUAACAAGUAUUGGAAACAAAACGAUACCCUUGCAAGUAUUCCCUGAACUGAACCCCUAAACAAUUAAGUACAGCGAUAUAUUUAAGUAUUAUGUCACAGACGUGGGUCGUCGGUUUUAUCUUUUCCGACAUCAUUGGGUUUAGUACGGCCCCACCUCCCACACGACUCUAAACACGUAGUGUUGACUGUUGGGGCAAAAAGUACAUCCUCGAUAAAAAAUUUUAGUCUUUUUUUUAUACCGUCGCAAAUUUGACCCUAAACAUCUAGUGAAAUAAAUACCAUAUUUUCAUUAUUUUAGUGUUUUUGACACGUACGUAACUUUAACGUGCCCUAUGUAAAAAAGACAUUUUUACGUGUUUCUUUUUUGGUCGCGCAUGGUAUCCACUCGUCAAUGUAAGUGCCCCCCCCCCCCCCCCAGGGGGCAUCAGAAACGAUUUGCGCAGAAUCUCACGUGUGCAUCUGAAUCCACUCUCAUUUUAGGGAUCAGUGAGAGAAUCUUAAAAAUGCUAAUGAGCCAAUCGUUGAAUAAGCACGGUCGUCGUAUCUCGAACAAAUCUUGUCCAAUUUUUCUGCGCAACCUGGUUUUGACAUUAAAUUUCAAACUCGCCAUGUUCAUUAAUGCGUGAAGUGUUGGUAUCAUGUUAGGUAUCAAAGUAAAGAAGAAUAAUUUAAUUAUAUGAUUAUGUAAUAAAAUAUAAUUUAUUUGCCUUUGAAAAGAGACAUGGGAAUCCCAGUUUCCUUUUUUUUCUUGGACACACUGUAUAUCAAUUUUUAAGUGGAUUAAAUUUUGGGAUUAACCUUGACAGAGCAAUGGCAUUUUGUUUAUCCCCCAAAGUAAAUAGGAAUAAUUUAAUUAUAUGAUUAUAUAAUAAAAUAAAAUUUAUUUGCCUUUGAAGAAAAAAGACAUGGGAAUCCCAGUUUCCUUU